Molecule: messenger RNA, 5426 nt
Organism: Petromyzon marinus (sea lamprey)
Lineage: Eukaryota; Metazoa; Chordata; Hyperoartia; Petromyzontiformes; Petromyzontidae
Source: RefSeq, a predicted model, not a curated record
GCCGCAAAAUGACGCGUGAGGGAAUCGAUACGCCCAUGCCACGAUGAUUCGAUUCCGGGGUCGCCGAUACCAAAAGUCGAUUCCGCGGCGCGGCCUGGUACCUGCGCGUCUCCAUAGUGAGUGGACAAACGAACGAACGAAAUUUGUGAAUGAGUUAAUUCGCUAAUUUAACAGCUGGCGAUGAGCGAGUGAGCGAACGAGUGAGGGACGAGGGCAAGUUGAUGGGUUUUUUUAGAAACCCCAAUUCGUUAAAUUAUUUGACGCGCGAUGAACGAACGAACGGACGGAGCUGAGGUAAACAUUUGACGAUGAAUGACCGCCACUUUAAAUUUGAAGGAUUCAGGCAGUGAACGACUGGAGCGGCGCGAGCGAGGGAAUGCAUUUGGCGAGGUGUUUGAGUUAGUGAACGAGAUGAAUUGUAAGUGAAUGGGCGAAUGAAUUACAGUGGCGGGGCGGGAGCCUCACUGUACCGUGACUGCAUGAGAAUGAAGUUUAUCGGAAGCGGAAUCUUUUGACCGACCGGAAUAAAUUAGUGAAUGAAUUAAUGCUCGGGAUUAACGCGAACUUAUAGGACUGAGAACAUCGACGGCCGUGAAUGAAUCGCUGUAUGUUCAUCCCUGCACGCGUACGCACAGAACGAACGCCCGACCGACCGUAAUUGAGUGUACGAAUGAAUGAAUUGGGGGGAGGAGGUGGAAUGAAAUCGUUGUAAACGACACCUUUUGACGCAAGGCAAAGCCAAUGGACCGCUUCGUGAUCCGCACGCCCAGGGAGAGCCCCGGCGGCAGCCCCCCCGGGACCCGGGCCGGGGGAGGCCCCCUUCGGCAGGCGACCCUCGGCUCGCUGCGCCGCGUCGUGGCCCUCGUGGACGUGGAGCGGCUCCUGGACGCGCUCGCGGCGGCCGGGGUGGACUCGGGGGCCGGGGUGGACUCGGGGGCCGGGGUGGAUUCGGGGGCCGGGGUGUAUUCGGGGGCCGGGGUGGACUCGGCGGCCGGGGUGGACUCGGGGUCCGCGGGGGCCGGGGUGGACUCGGGGGCCGGGGGGGGCUCGGGGGCCGGGGUGGACUCGGGGGCCGGGGUGGACGCGGGGGACGCGGGGACGAAGCGCGAACGGCUGCGGGAGGACGAGGAGACGGGCGGAGGGGCGGGCAGGGAGCGCGAUGCGGGGAUGGGUGCGAGGCCGGAGGGCACGGAGGAGCGCAGGGCGAUGGACUCUGAGUCUGUUGACAGAACGCGAGAGGCGGAGGGGUGGAGGAAGAGUGAAGAGGAGGUGGAGGAGGAGGGCGAGCGCCGCCUGGUGGAUGCUCUGUCCGCACUGCGGCACAAGGUCCCGUCCCGGGAGCUCCUCGUCUCCACCGGGCUCGGCCGCGCCGUUCGGAGGCUGCGGCGUCGACGCGGGGGCGACCCCGCGGUGGCGGCCCUGGCAGCCGAGAUGUACGAACGCUGGCGAGGCUUCUACGAGGCCAGGGACUCGUUGGGGCCCUUGCGGCCCGUGAUGGUAAGCGGUGGGCCACGUCGCAAGAGUUCAACAUCCUCGUCAAGCGCCUCCUCAUCAUCAUCGACCGUCUCCUCAUCAUCAACCUCCUCGUAUUCUGGCUCCGGGCGAGGUAUCAUCACUCAGCUGCGGGACACAGCCCGGGCAAUGUUGGCCCGAGCCUUGGCUGAGAAAAGCGAUGAAGUUAGACUCCGUGAGAAGGUGCGCUCAGGCUCCAUGAAGAGCCAAGAGGACACGAAGCCAAGCUCCGCGAAGAGGCAACGGAAGGAUGGGUCAUACGCCAUGACCACACAAGGGGAGGUGGAAUCGCGUUCCAUGAAUACCCAAGGAGACGUGGGGCCCAGCUCUUCCAAGGCGCGGAGCGGAAUUGAGCCAGACUCGUUGGACGCCGUCAGCGAUCUCUCUCCCGUGGCUGUGAAGCUGGAGCAGGAGGUUUAUUCUCAGCUGGGAGGGUCCUCCUUCUCCUCUUCUUCUUACCGCCGCACUGUGCGGGCCAUAGCUCUGGCCCUGAGCCACCGGCCACAGCUCAGGGAGGCCCUGGCGAGUGGGGCCAUGACCCCACGGGAAGCCGUCGCUUCUCACCGCAAGCUGUGACCUCGCGCUCCCGCCGGAAUCGUUGCGUGGGACAUAUAACAAUGAUGAAUUGAUACCGGUGACAGCCGCGCACGCGUGUUACUAAGAGGAAUUAAGAAAAGUGUUUUUUAUACAGCUUAAUGUAAUAACGUGUGACGUAUUUAAAGGGGACUUCUUUUAUAACAAUGUCUCUGUGUUUUAUAAUUACAAGGAUGUGGGCCCUUUUGCAAUAUUUCGUGUUCACUCAGGUGUUGGCCCGUUAAGGUCCUUGUGAAUAUUUAUGCCUAAGUUUCUCUUUUUUGUACAGAAAUAGUCAUCGACAGCCAUGAUCAAUCCACUGCUGGAUCAACGUGUCUUCAUUCCAUCACCAUCUUCCACAGGCCUGCUGUGCCAUGCAACUGCACGUGAGCCGAUGUCACGCAUUCUUUCUGUCCUGCCCAAGCCCACUUGGUUUUCGUCGGAAUCACGUCUAUAAUUUGUGUUCUCUGAUUCAUGCAUUCCUCUAUUUGUCGCAGCAUGCAUCACCAUACUUUUGUGUUUGCUACAUUUUGACAUUUGUUCGGUCCAUAAGCACAGACUUAUAUGUACAUACAUUGUACCAGGUUUAUUUGUAUGUAAUUUUGUUCAAACAUUUAGGUUUAAACUGUUUAACGCACAUGAUAUUUGAUAGACUGAGCAAAUAUAGUGUGGGCUUUUUUCCUGUUGUGAGACCCAACGAUUUUAAGGUAUAGCGCAAGCACUGAAUGGCAUAAGUUAUUGAGGAAAAUUCAGUUUCAUUUAAUUUUAUUCUGUUCAUUAUAAAGUGUUUUAACUCUAAUAUACAUGCUCUGCCUAUGCUAUUGCGAAGUAAAUAAUAAAACAGUGAUACAAUCAUUGCAUCGUGUACUUUAUUUACUACAGGCAAAGCAAAUAUAAAUGACGUGUGAUUUGUAUACGUUUAACAUUUUAAAUUGUAUCAAGUAACUCUUGUUUCCACUCUCUACGACCUCAGCAUCUUUGGCACUCCCCUCUCGAAAUAUAUUUCGCACCUCGAAUCUGUUUUCGCUUCUUUUUGCUUUCCCCUCUCACCCCUCACCUUUCCUCCUGCAUCUGCUCCUCCCGCCUGGCCGCCAUCCAAUCUUGGAUGGCGCUUUCAAUCUGUCCAAAACAUCAAUCAUUUUCUUUCCGGCUCUCCCCCUCCCAUUCCCACCAUCUCCUUCCAUCCUUUCUCCCUCAUCUCUGCUUCUUCUGUUCCAACCUUGGUAUCACCUUUGACUCGUCCCUCAUUUGUCCCACCUACAUUGCCACAACUACUUGCAUUUGUCACUUUCAUCUAUUCAAUAUCUGGAAAAUCCACCCUCAUUUUACUUUCUGCCGCUAAACUCCUGGUUCAAGCUCUAAUCUUUACCCAUCUAGACUACUGGAAAUCUUUUUUGGGUCUCUCUGCCUACGCACUCCCCUCCCACAAAUCCAAAAUGCUUCCGCGCGGGUUAUUUUCAAUCUAUAUUCUUGGUUCUUUCAGUAAAGUCACGUAGAAGGGAAACAAUAAAAUAAUAAAAAUAUAAAACAAUAAAAUUCUCACGACGUUUCGACUGCAACACAAGCAACCAUCAUCAGGUGUGAAAACCACAUUCUACGUGACUUUACCGAAAGAACCAAGAAUAUGAAUCCCUGCAGUCACGAAAGCUUAAAAUAAAAAAUUAUUUUCAAUCUGUCACUUAAUUCUCACACUUUGCCUCUCCGUCAACUUCAUAGGCUUCCCAUUUACUAUCCCGCUGUCUUUUCAAAUACCUUUAAAUCAUCUUUCAAUCUCUCCAUGGAAUUGCCCCACCUCAUCUCGCCCCUCUCACCUAUUUUUACGUCCCCCCUUUCGUACUCUUCAUUCACAAUCUUCUUUGUCUCGACGCCCCUCCUCCCUGUGCCCAAUCUCAGUUUUCGAUCUUUCUCCCUCCUUGCACCAUACCACUGGAAUAAACUUCCUCUACAUUGAGCUUUCCCCUUCCUUAACCUCCUUUUAGUUCUUUUCUUAAAGGCUCACCUCUUCUCCAUUUACCAUUGCCUUUCUCUAUCCUCCCCUUGCCCCUCCACUCCUUCCCGUCCCUCCCCUGCCUUUACAUGCCCCCGCCGUGCCCUCUGUUACGGUCAGUCAUUCCUUGGCCCAAGCACGCCCUUGACAUCAAAAUCACUCUUUGUGUUACCGCUUUUAAACUAUGUAAAAGCGCCUUCAGCUCAGGCGCUUUAUGAAUAUAAAAUAAGAUAAGAAAUGUCAUCUGUGCACUUGAUAACAUGCAAAUUGUGGAAUUAUCCAGAAUCGAUAAUAUACCUCGAAUCAUAGGUAGAGGCAGGUGAAUAAUUUCAGGCUACUGGUUUGGUUUGAGAAGUGGGGGCUGCCUCUGUAAGUUGGUGUUUCAAAAGUAUUGUGAGACAGGAUUGUGGCAAUGGCUUGGUGAGUGGAUGAUGUUCGGGUGCCUAGGUGACUGAGUAACUUUUCAGGUGUGUGGUGUCUGUCAUUGAGAGGUUAGGUGAAUGUCAUGGUGAAGUAUGGUAUAUAUUUCACUUACAAAAUGACACCACUGUACUUUUAUUGGCGCGGUGUGUGUCUGCAAUAUGUGGUGUGUUUCAAACGACAACAGUGCAGUUUCACAAGUUAGGUAACCUUGGUCAAAAUGAAGUUGAAUACAUACAGCGUAUGUGUUUCUCUGUCAUUUAUGUAGUGACAUUGUGGAUGUCACUGUGUGGUGCCGGCUCUAGCGAGGCACGGCGUGCGAUGUACUCACAUCGCGGACACCCCGUACAUGUGGGUGUAGUACCAGCCCUAGAGGGGCUCGGUGAGCGCUGAUAGAGAGCGCUGAGUGGCACCGCGCUCGGCGUGCAGUGCUGGCCCCUAUAGGAGGGGGUGUGAGGGUGCCGGCCAUGAAUGGGGUUAAUGAAGGCCAUGGCACUCUGGUUGACCCUAGAAGGCACGUGACGGGUAAGAUCUACACAGGGGCCCCAAGUGGGGGCUAGAGGUAGUCACGUGUCGAGGCGAGAUCCUGCGAGUGGAUUCGAGAAGGUGGUCGUGGCCAAGGGAGGGGCCAGCCACGGCCAGGGAGCAUAUAAACCGGGUCCCCAGAGACACCGGGGCUCAGCGUUGCUGUGUUAUCCUUAGGAUCCACGUUCUAUGUCCGAGAAGAGUCGCCAACACGUGGACCUGGACCCAAGCUGGGGUCCUGUCCGUUGUAGCUGCACCCUGUGUAACUAGUGUAGUUAGCCUGGUGGUUACACAGCUAGUUACGGUGUAAUUAGUGUACUUAGCCAGGUAGUCCACCAACAUUGGGUGUUAUCUGGUAAAGGGGCAGUUACCCCUUUGUAUUGGUAUCAAUAAAUGUGUUGCCUCCAAA